This is a messenger RNA of Labrus bergylta (ballan wrasse), 925 nucleotides long. Its product is annotated as troponin I, fast skeletal muscle. Lineage: Eukaryota; Metazoa; Chordata; Actinopteri; Labriformes; Labridae. Gene Ontology annotation, biological process: cardiac muscle contraction; skeletal muscle contraction. The record is from RefSeq and is a predicted model, not a curated record. Gene Ontology annotation, cellular component: troponin complex.
GCUUUGGCAGUGUCUCCUUUUCUUCCACAGAGUGUGUCUUGUCUUCUUCUUCCUCCUCUCGAUAGGUUGUGAACCGCAAAAACCCCAAAGAUGUCUGAAAAAAAAAUGACUUCCAGCCGCAGGCAUCACCUCAAGAGCCUGAUCCUGCAGAUCGCUCAGACCUGGCUUGUACAGGAGACCAAGGACCUGGUAGUGUCCAAGGAGAACUAUAUGGCCGAACACUGUCCCGCCGCGGAACUCGCUGGAGACCAGGCUGCCCUCAUGGAGACCUGCAAGAAGCUUGCAGCCCUCAUUGACCAGAUUGAUGAGGAGAGGUACGACAUCGAGGCCAAGGUGCAGAAGGCCGAUAAAGAGAUUGAAGACCUGAAGAUCAAGGUGGUCGACCUGGCCGGUGUGAAGAAACCCGCCCUGAAGAAGGUGCGCAUGUCUGCUGACACCAUGCUGAAGGCUCUGCUGGGCUCCAAACACACGGUCAACAUGGACCUGAGGGCCAACCUGAAGCAGGUCAAGAAGGAGGUCAAAGAGGAGCCUACAGAAGCGGUCGGGGACUGGCGUAAGAACAUCGAGGAUAAAGCUGACAGGAAGAAGAUGUUCGAGACCUCCUAAACGCGUCGCUGCCGUUUGCCUUUCUGUUUGUAUGAACUCCACUACGUGUCUUAUUAUGUGUCAGUUUGAAGCGGGACGGUCUGAGGGGCGUGUCCGAGAGGACCCGCUCUGUUUGAGGAUUUCCUUUCUUCUUCUUUUUAGUGUUCUAUGUUGUUUUGUUUUGGAGGAGGGGGGGGGGAGUGUGGAGAGUUUCUGCAGGUUCACACACAGGACGCACAACAACAAGUCUUAAAACUCCACACAGGGAGGAAAACAUUCACAUCCAAACUGAAUCAUCAUGUUGAACAGAAACAAUAAAGUCUACGUGGAAGAAAACGAG